Messenger RNA from Arabis nemorensis, 3492 nucleotides. Lineage: Eukaryota; Viridiplantae; Streptophyta; Magnoliopsida; Brassicales; Brassicaceae. The record is from the annotation of a GenBank genome assembly.
AUGUCGCCGAUGUCGGAACCGUCGCCUGAAAACGAUCGGGAUCCGCAAUCAACCACCGUAUCUACCCCGACCUCCACCACCGCGAAACAUCUGAAGAAGAUCCCGGCGAUUCCUUUCCGUCAUUCGGAAUCGCAGAAAGGAGAAGAAGGAGAUGGUGAUGAAACAGCGAAGGUUGACGAGGUCACGCCGAAAUCAGCUACGGAUUGUUCGACGAGCGACGAUUUGCCGGAAAUUCUUGCUCCUUCUUCGUUAGGUUUGAAUCAUAUAAGAACGAAAUCGUCUCCGGCGCCGUCUCCUUUAAGGUUUUCGUCGGCAACACCGUCGAUUGAGGAUGAUAAAGACGCGAAGGAGAAACCUAGGGUUGGGGUUAUUGAUGCUCGUGCUGAUGCUCGUGCUAGAUGGCCGAUUCCUCCUCAUCAACCUGAUCUGGGGAAAAAAGUUCAGUGGAGUCAAUCAAAAUCUCAAAGGGUGUCUACAAAUACUAAUCCAGGAGUAGAGAGUACUCAUGUAGGUCUUGCCAAAGAAACACAUUCUCCACGGUUUCAGGCGAUAUUGCGUGUUACAAGUGGAAGGAAGAAGAAAGCUCAUGACAUUAAGAGCUUCUCUCAUGAGCUCAAUUCUAAAGGUGUGAGACCUUUCCCCGUGUGGAGAUCUCGAGCAGUCGGUCACAUGGAGGAGAUUAUGGCAGCAAUCAGAACGAAGUUUGAUAGACAAAAGGAAGAUGUUGAUGCUGAUUUAGGAGUUUUUGCUGGCUACUUAGUGACCACUCUAGAGAGCACUCCAGAAUCUAACAAAGAAUUAAGAAUGGGUUUGGAGGAUCUGUUAGUUCAGGCUCGGCAAUGUGCAACAAUGCCAGCGGGUGAGUUUUGGGUGAAAUGUGAAGGUAUUGUUCAGAAACUAGAUGAUAAACGUCAGGAGCUACCAAUGGGAGGCCUCAAGCAGGCGCAUAAUCGUCUUCUUUUUAUCCUUACUCGUUGCAAUAGGCUUGUGCAAUUCCGUAAAGAGAGCGGUUAUGUUGAAGAACACAUUCUGGGAAUGCACCAGCUAAGUGAUCUCGGUGUUUAUCCAGAACAGAUGGUAGAAAUCUCGCGACAACAGAACCUUAUUCGAGAAAAGGAAAUCCAAAAGAUAAAUGAAAAGCAAAAUCUUGCUGGUAAACAAGAUAAUCUUGAUCAGAACUCGAGUAGCGGAGCUGAUGCGAUGGAAGUAAAUACUGCUAGAAGUACCGAUUCAACUUCGAGCAAUUUCCGGAUGUCAUCCUGGAAGAAGCUUCCAUCUGCUGCCGAGAAAAACCGUAGUGUUAAUAACACUCCCAAGGCUAAGGGGGAGAGCAAACAACAACCAAAAGUUUACGAAAGCGGUGAAAACUUGCAUAGCCCAUCAGGCCAGCCUACAUCCGCAGACAGAAGUGCUUUGUGGGGUAUUUGGGCGGAUCAUCAAUGUUUUACAUACGAUAAUUCCAUGAUUUGCCGUAUCUGUGAAGUUGAAAUACCAGUUGUACAUGUAGAAGAGCACUCUCGAAUAUGCACGAUCGCUGAUAGAUGUGACUUGAAGGGAAUAAAUGUAAACUUAAGACUUGAAAGAGUAGCUGAAAGUCUUGAGAAAAUUCUGGAGUCAUGGACGCCAAGGAGCAUCGGAACCCCGAGAGCAGUUUCUGAUAAUGCAAGAUUAUCAACAUCAAGUAGACAUGAAGAUCUUGAUGAAAUCUCUCAAAGAUGUUCAGAUGACAUGAUUGAUUGCGUUCCUCGUUCAGAGAAUAUAUAUUCUUUGGAUGAACUGAAUAUCUUGAAAGAAAUCAAUGAAGCAAAGGAGUCAUCGGCAGGAAGUUUGACACCACCAUCACCAGCAACACCAAGGACAAGUCAAGUGGAUUUGCUACUAAGUGGCCGAAGAACAUUAACAGAGCUUGAGAAUUAUCAUCAGAUAAACAAGUUGCUAGAGAUUGCUCGCUCUGUGGCAAAUGUAAAUUUAUGUGGAUACAGUUCAUUGGACUUCAUGAUUGAGCAGUUGGAUGAGCUAAAGUACGUCAUUCAGGAUAGGAAGGCAGAUGCACUCGUGGUAGAAACGUUUGGAAGGCGCAUAGAGAAGCUACUGCAGGAGAAGUACAUUGAACUUUGUGGAUCGAUAGAUGAUGAAAAAGUAGACUCAUCAAACGCCAUGGCGGAUGAAGAAAGUUCAGCAGAUGAUGAUACAAUUCGUAGCUUACGAGCAAGCCCACUUAAUCCACGCGCUAAAGAUCGAACAUCAAUAGAAGAUUUUGAAAUUAUAAAACCAAUCAGCCGCGGUGCAUUUGGAAGAGUAUUUCUUGCAAAAAAAAGAGCAACCGGUGAUUUGUUCGCCAUAAAGGUGUUAAAGAAAGCUGAUAUGAUCCGUAAGAAUGCUGUUGAGAGUAUUUUAGCGGAGCGUAACAUCCUUAUAUCAAUUCGUAACCCAUUCGUGGUCCGGUUUUUCUAUUCUUUCACAUGCCGGGAAAAUCUUUAUCUGGUCAUGGAGUACUUGAAUGGAGGAGAUCUCUUUUCCUUGUUGAGAAAUCUUGGCUGCUUGGACGAAGACAUGGCCCGCAUUUAUAUUGCAGAAGUUGUGCUUGCACUGGAAUAUUUGCAUUCUGUACCUAUCAUUCACAGAGACUUAAAGCCAGACAAUUUGUUGAUCAAUCAGGAUGGUCACAUCAAGUUGACAGAUUUCGGGCUUUCCAAGGUUGGUCUUAUCAAUAGCACAGAUGACUUAUCAGGUGAAUCAUCAUUAGGAAAUAGUGCAUUUUUCGCAGAAGAUGGAACAAAAUCUCAACAAUCACAAGACAAAGAUAGUCGUAAAAAACAUGCAGUUGUUGGAACUCCUGAUUAUCUUGCACCUGAAAUACUUCUGGGAAUGGGUCAUGGUAAAACCGCUGAUUGGUGGUCAGUAGGUGUUAUUCUCUUUGAGGUUCUCGUCGGUAUUCCUCCUUUCAAUGCAGAAACCCCACAGCAAAUUUUUGAAAAUAUAAUCAACAGAGAUAUACCAUGGCCUAAUGUACCAGAGGAGAUAUCUUAUGAAGCCUAUGAUCUGAUCAACAAGCUAUUAACUGAAAAUCCUGUCCAAAGACUAGGGGCAACGGGAGCUGGAGAGGUGAAACAACAUGCAUUUUUCAAAGAUAUUAACUGGGACACGCUUGCCAGGCAAAAGGCUAUGUUUGUACCAUCAGCAGAACCACAAGACACAAGUUAUUUCAUGAGCCGAUAUAUAUGGAACCCGGAAGACGAAAAUGUUCAUGGAGGCAGCGAUUUUGAUGACCUUACAGACACAUGCAGCAGCAGCUCCUUCAACACACAGGAGGAAGAGGGUGAUGAGUGUGGUAGCUUAGCAGAAUUUGGAAGUGGACCGAAUCUUGCUGUGAAGUAUUCUUUCAGCAAUUUUUCUUUCAAGAACCUCUCACAACUGGCUUCGAUCAACUACGAUCUUGUCCUUAAGAACGCUAAGGAAUCAACAGAAUCUUCAAACCCAUCAGCCCCUUGA